AUGGCCAAGGGCAAACCAGCAGCUGCGGCGGCUGGAGGCAAGGCCAAGAAGAUUUUCAGCAGGAAGGAGGGCGGCGUGUAUGAUGUGAACGUGGAAGAGCUGAUGCACCCAGGCGGCCGCCAGGCGCUGCUAAAUGGCUACUGCGUGGGCCGGCUGGAGGGGCACGAGGAGGAGCCGAGCGCCGGGGUGGCGGAGCUGGUGGACGAGCGGGCGCCGCUGCUGCCGCAGGUGGUCAAGCUGGCGCCUGAGGCAUACCUGGAGUGGGUGGCGGCGCCCUCCACCGGCCACCCCGUCAUGUUUGCAAACCCGGUGGUGGAGCGCCUGACGUGCACGCAGUGGUACGUGGUGCCUCUGCUGUGGCUGCCCGUCGCGGCUGCCUUCAUGUGGCGCGGCGUGGCCACGGGCGGCCUGUCGCUGGGCCUGCUGCCCGCGUCGUUUGUUGCCGGCGUGCUGAUCUGGCAGCUGAUGGAGUACUCCAUCCACAGGUUCCUCUUCCACUUCGACCCCAAGACCCCCAGGGGCAUCGAGUGGCACUUCAUGCUGCACGGCCACCACCACAAGUACCCCAUGGACUUUGACCGCCUGGUCUUCCCGCCGGGGAUUGCGGCGCUGGUCAUCGCUGUAUUCUACGUGCUGCUGCACCAGCUGCUGCCGGUGAGCUGGGCCUGCUCGCUCCUGGGCGGCGGCGUGGCUGGCUACGUGCUCUACGACACCACGCACUGGGCCCUGCACAGCGGCAGGGCCGACUGGCUGGUGGGCCACGUGCUCAAGUCGAGCCACAUGGACCACCACUAUGUCGACGAGACUGUGGGCUACGGCAUCUCCUCCACCCUCUACGACCACGUGUUCAGCACCAUGGGCAGGCACCUGCUGAAGAAGGCGGCGUGA
Molecule: messenger RNA, 888 nt
Organism: Chlorella variabilis
Lineage: Eukaryota; Viridiplantae; Chlorophyta; Trebouxiophyceae; Chlorellales; Chlorellaceae
Exons: 10
Coding region: 1-888 (295 amino acids)
Biological process (GO): fatty acid metabolic process; lipid biosynthetic process
Cellular component (GO): membrane; endoplasmic reticulum
Molecular function (GO): iron ion binding; fatty acid 2-hydroxylase activity
Source: RefSeq, a predicted model, not a curated record